Molecule: messenger RNA, 1090 nt
Organism: Trichoderma asperellum CBS 433.97
Lineage: Eukaryota; Fungi; Ascomycota; Sordariomycetes; Hypocreales; Hypocreaceae
Biological process (GO): chromosome segregation; mitotic spindle organization; kinetochore assembly
Cellular component (GO): nucleus; kinetochore
Molecular function (GO): kinetochore binding
Source: RefSeq, a predicted model, not a curated record
GGUCUAAGCAGGCUGCAAUAUGAGUGAGGUCGACGAGCCCAUGACCGGUGUAGACGGCGGUGAAUCCCGUCUGCCCCUUUCCGAGGAUGAGACGAGAGUGCUGGAGCUGUACGACAAGCUCCAAGAGCUGAGGCUUGAAAUCGCCAUACUCAACGCGCAGCAAGCCGGUAGAAAUUAUGAUGAGAGCAAUAUCACGGAAGCCCAAGAUGCGCUUCUCACAGCAAGAGCUAGAUAUAGGCUACGAAACGACGCAAUUGAGUCGGUAAUGAUGGCCAACCCGAUCCUUAAGGCAGUCCACAACGGCACACAAGCAUCACCAAUAGAGCGGGACCUCUUCCCAUAUGUGCAGGAGAGAGACGAGACGUCCAUAUCCGUAGCCCAGCAUGCAGAGAGCGUGACAAAGCUCCGCGAUGACCUGACCAAAGUCCAGGUGCAAAGCUUACGCGUAUGUCGCGAGAACAUGGAGCUUGCAAGCGAACUAUUCGCGCUGGCAGAGCAGGCCAAGCAGAAGAAGGCCGUCCGCGUCGACGACCCCCGGGUCCAGCAAGAGAUUGAGAAGCUGACUAGAGAAGUCAAGACCAGCAGGCAGCGGUGGAGGGUUAUGAAGGGCGUAGCCAGCGGUGUCGUUGCUGGAAGCGGCGUCGAUUGGGCAAAGGAUGAAGAUCUGCGCAACAUUGUCCUGGAUCCUGAAGAUGAGGACUAAGAUGGUAAUUGGUUUAUGAAGAUACCCCAGGCGCAAUCAAUAGUACUCUACAGACGCCUUUCUAGCAGUAGCAGCAGCAGCAGCAGCGACUUAUGCUUAUGUAGACGUCAAGCUCAUUGUCCUAGCCUCUCAUACUUUUCAGCUAUCAAGGGUCACUAGAGCUCUGCGAUGAUGCCUGCUGCUCUGUCUUAUCCUUCACCACCCAGGUCGUCUGAGACUGUUGCAGCAUAGGCACCUGGGCCAUCACGCAUCAGACCAACUCUGGCAAGUCUACACUACAAAGCAAAUCCCGAAAAUACGACUUCACAAUUCCAGAAAGGGCAUAUUGCUACAAGCAUUGCAGUGCUGUAUGCUAUCCCCAUAAAAAGGGGCAGAGACGACGUUCAU